Molecule: messenger RNA, 777 nt
Organism: Cokeromyces recurvatus
Lineage: Eukaryota; Fungi; Mucoromycota; Mucoromycetes; Mucorales; Mucoraceae
Product: WLM domain-containing protein
Exons: 3
Coding region: 1-777 (258 amino acids)
Molecular function (GO): proteasome binding
Source: RefSeq, a predicted model, not a curated record
AUGCUAAUGGGAAGUCUACCCACCGAAAUUGAACAAGUCAUCAAUAAAGAUAAAAAACUGAAUGAACAAAAACGUAUAGCUCCCACUAUCCAAUUAAAAAAACAUCAACAAAGACAGACUACUAGAGUAACGAGACUGGGCUUUAAUAAUUCAAAUUAUACAUUUCAUAAGCUUACAGUUAUUGAAGAGUUUCCUAAUCCUGAGAAAGCAAGAAAAUUAUUAGAAAAAUUACGAGAUGAUAGAGGCGUGAAAGCUAUCAUGGUAGAAAGGAAAUGGUCUGUAGGAGAAUUAAUUGAGCUAACACCUUUUGAGACUUCUAUAUUGGGAUAUAAUCGAAAUAAAGGUCAACUAAUUGCAAUCCGACUACGAACAGAUGAUUUAUCAGGAUUUAGACAUUAUGAUUCAAUAAGAAAAGUAUUAUUACAUGAAUUAACACACAACGUUUGGAUUGAACAUGAUGAUAAUUUUCAUGCUUUAAAUAGACAGUUAAACAAAGAUGUGGUUAGACUAGAUUGGACAGCACAUGGUGCACAUACUUUAAGUGAUGAUAUAUAUAAAAAUCCAGUAGAUGAUGAAGCAUUCAUAGAAAACAAUGUUACAUAUGAAGCAGGCACAUAUAGACUUGGUAGUAGCAGUAAUAAUAGCGAAUUAAAUAGUGUAAAUACACCUAAAACUAGAAGACAAAUAUUAGCUGCUGCAGCAUUAUCCAGAUUAACUAGGAAAGAAGAAAAAGAGUUGGACGAAGGUUGCGGUUCUUCUUCUAAGGAAACUAUCUAA